This is a messenger RNA of Coniophora puteana RWD-64-598 SS2, 2289 nucleotides long. RefSeq names its product DAO-domain-containing protein. The record is from RefSeq and is a predicted model, not a curated record. Gene Ontology annotation, cellular component: cytoplasm. The transcript is spliced from 5 exons. The coding region runs from base 1 to 2289 and encodes 762 amino acids. Gene Ontology annotation, molecular function: oxidoreductase activity. Lineage: Eukaryota; Fungi; Basidiomycota; Agaricomycetes; Boletales; Coniophoraceae.
AUGGGGAACAUUCUGUCAUUCCUGAGCGGGCCAGGCCCAAAGAGAGAGGGGGGUAAACCUUCCGAGACAUCCAACGCCAACGUGAAAGCGCAGCAGAGCCCAGCGAGGCGCACACGGGAUCUAGAUCCGGACUCGCACUCGGAUUCGCACCCGGAGCCCAGUGCAGCGCCCUUGACGUCGUCGUCGCUGCUGCCCGCCGCGAACCCGACGACGUCCUUCUGGCUCGUCCCGCCCUCGCCCAUCGCGACGCACGUCUCGAGCGAGACGGUGCCCUUGCAGGCUGACGUCGUGGUCAUCGGGUCCGGGAUAACGGCCGCGUCCUUUGCGCGCACGCUGCUCGACUACCGUGCCAGCUCCAGCGGCGGUGCUAGCGAGGCGCAAGGAUCGCAGACGAUGAGCGUCGUGAUGCUCGAGGCGCGCGAGACGUGCUCCGGCGCGACUGGGAGAAACGGCGGACACAUCAACCCGCCUUUAUACCACGACUACGCCGCCCUCAAAGCGCACCUCGGCGCGCGCACGGCGCAGCAGAUCGUGCGCUUCCGGCUGUCGCACCUCGACGCGGUGCGACGCGCGGUCGACGACGAGGAGCGUGUGCAUGCGAACAACGCGGGGCGCGCGCAGUUCCGCGACGUCGAGGCUGUGGAUGUGUUUUUUGAGCGGGCGACGUUCGAGCGCGCGAAGGCGCUGGUGGGUGUGUAUAGCGCGGAUAUGCCGGUGGAGGGGGCGCGGUAUGAGGUGUGUGAGAGGGCGGAGGCGGUUGAGAAGUUCGGGCUGUCGCCGCUCGCGGUGGGGUGCAUCGCGACGCAUGCGGGCGCCGUGCAUCCGUAUAGGCUCGUGACUGGGAUAUUGGCGCGGUUGCUGGAGGACUAUCCCGAGCGGUUCACCCUCUACGCGCACACACCCUGCACGUCUAUCAGCGGUCCCUCUUCCUUGUCCUCCUCUGAAAGCGCACAUCGAUACACCGUGCACACGCCCCGCGGACGCAUCUCCGCGCGCCACAUCGUGCACGCGACGAACGCGUAUGCGUCCGGGCUCCUGCCCGGCUUCGCGCGCACACGCGCGAUCCGGCCGCUGCGCGAGACGAUGAGCGCGCAGCGCGCGGGGACGGGGAGUGCGCUGCGCGAGGGGGCGCUGCGGCGGGCGGGCGGGCGCUCGUUUGUGUUUUUUGAUGAGCGGAGGGUGGGGUUUGAUUAUUUGACGCAGUUGCCUGGGGCGGGGUGGGAGGAGAGUGAGGAUGGGGAUGAAGAUGGGGAGGGAGAGGGGGGUUAUGUGAAUGUGGAGAAGAGCGACGAUAGUAGGGGCUGCGAUGAGCGGAAUCGUGGAGGGAAGGGCGAGAGGAGUGUCAAGCGUAAGGGCGGCGAGCUGAUGUUCGGCGCGGGCUUCGAUGGGGGAGGCGAGCUGGACGGGCUGGGCAAUGCGGACGACAGUGCGUAUAGCACGCGGAGCGCCGCGCACGUCUCGGGCGCGCUGCCUGUGUACUUUGGCGAGGCGAACUGGGGCGCGGAGGCGCUCCCUGGGCUCUCCGAGUCUGAGUCCGAGUCCGAGAGUGACGCGGAUGAGGACGAUGCCGACGGCCAGGUCGACUUGAAGGUCGGAAAGGGGAGUGAUAGGAAGCCUAGAGAGAACCUGAAGAAGAAGAAGGUGCGAUGGCACCAAGGGCGCGUCAAGGCGCUCUGGAGCGGCAUCCUGAGCACGUCUGCGGACGGUCUGCCCUGGGUCGGCCGUCUCCCCCCCGCGAUCACGGGCCGCGCGGGCCCUCAGGAUCAUGACCAGGCGCUCUCGACGGCGGUAGAACCAGUCCGACGCGGCGACGGCCACCUCGAGAACGAGAAGCAGCCGGAGCACCAAGAGCCAUCGGACCCGGAAAAGCACUGCCCCAUUGCGACUGUGUCCGAGCCAGGUGCAGGUGCAGGCGCAACAGGCACAGGCACAAGCACAAGCGCAAGGACGGGCGGCGAGUGGAUCGCGGCGGGCUACUCGGGCGAGGGAAUGGUGUACGCGUGGCAGAGCGCACGCGCGCUCGCGUACAUGGUGCUCGGCGGGGCGGUCGUGGAGGAGGAGCGCGUGCGCGAGUGGCUGCCUGGUGUGUUUUGUGUGAGCGAGGAGCGGUUGCGCGGGUUGGGGGCAGUUGGGCUUGGUGCUUCGGGGCGUCGGCGGCUUGGGGUGGAUGCGGAUAAGGGCGAGGAGGCCGGGGUGCAGCUGCAGCAGCGAGCUGGAGGUGGUCUUCGCGAUGGGUGGAUGUUUGGUAAGAGCGGGGUGUAUGCCCAGGCUGCUCGGACCCAGGCCUAG